This is a messenger RNA of Sphaeroforma arctica JP610, 270 nucleotides long. RefSeq lists its product as hypothetical. The coding region runs from base 1 to 270 and encodes 89 amino acids. The record is from RefSeq and is a predicted model, not a curated record. The transcript has a single exon. Lineage: Eukaryota; Ichthyosporea; Ichthyophonida.
AUGUUUGCGCUACUUUUGCGAAAACUGAUUAUCAUUCCCGCGUGCGGGCAUCUUCCUCCAAGGUGCGCCGCCACUAUAGGAUCCGACGCUCUUAUGCCGUCUUCUGGUGCCAGUGCAAUGCGUUUGUCCGGGGUGGAGCUGCAGGAGGUGCUAGAGUUUCUAUCAUGCGAUCCAACCCGCGGGCCAGAGCAUCCCGGCCUACACCAUCCGAGGCUGCAGCCCUGGAGCGCGCAGCAGUACAUCCUACAAACCCAAACGUUGUGUGCGUAA